Peniophora sp. CBMAI 1063 is the source of this 561-nucleotide messenger RNA. The record is from the annotation of a GenBank genome assembly. Lineage: Eukaryota; Fungi; Basidiomycota; Agaricomycetes; Russulales; Peniophoraceae.
AUGUCUUCGGGAUUUAUCUUGGCUGAAAACGCCUUCGGCUACAUUCGACCGGUUCGCCGCGGAGAUCUCGACCCUGAAUGCCUCCCUGGCGUGACUCUGCUGUUCAACCUGACUGGUCAUGUAGUGGGACGUGGCCAUCCCGACGCUGAUGUUCGAGUACGGGUGGACUCCCGCAAGGUGUUCGUGGGCAACAACCACGCUGUUAUCUCCUGGGAUAGUAACUCGAACACGGCUACAAUCAUGGAUCAGUCCCAGAACGGCACCUGGGUGAAUGGGCUGAAGUUGACGCGCCGUGUCGUAUGCGAAUUAAGGAAUAACUCUAUGAUAUGGCUCGGACCCCCGUAUCAUGAGCUCUCGUGCGGUGAGUUGAGCCUCCUACAUCGCAUUGACUGGGAGAGAUUGCUCAUUUGUAUCGAUAAGGACUGUUGUUUGAGAAUACGCGCGGAGUUUUUGCACAACUGGCGGCCGCAGUGUCCCAAAUCCGUGCUCAUGGAGGAUCGGGACAUCGCGACAUUCAACCCGUGGUACGUGCUUAGCAUCCUCUCCCUCAGCAGCCAUUAG